AUGCCUGUACUUGGGGUUGCCUCAAAACUGAGGCAGCCAGCUGUUGGGUCAAAGCCUCUUCAUGCUGCUCUUCUGACACCGAAUCUUGGCUCUACCGUAUCCCAGCAUUAUUCUUCAGGACCUCUGGAGCUUGCUAAAGCAGAGAGUUCAAUGCUUUCUUGUCAGCUUGCAUUAAAAUCAACCUGUGGAUUUAGAGAGGAGGAAUCCCUCCAAGGAAAAGCCAAGGAGAAAGAAGACAGCAAGAUUUACACUGACUGGGCCAACCACUACCUAGCGAAAUCGGGUCACAAGCGGCUGAUCAAGGAUUUGCAACAGGACAUUGUGGAUGGAGUGCUGCUAGCAGAAAUCAUCCAGAUCAUCGCAAAUGAAAAAGUUGAAGAUAUCAAUGGAUGUCCUAGAAGUCAUUCUCAGAUGAUUGAAAAUGUUGAUGUCUGCCUUAGUUUUCUAGCCGCCAGAGGAGUAAAUGUUCAAGGUCUAUCUGCUGAAGAAAUAAGAAAUGGAAACUUAAAAGCCAUUCUAGGGCUGUUUUUCAGUUUGUCUCGCUACAAGCAGCAGCAGCACCGUCAACAGCAGUAUUACCAGUCUUUGGUGGAGCUUCAGCAGCGAGUCACCCACACGGCCCCUCCUCCGGAACCCAGUCAGGUCAAGACACAGCAAGAUAUGCAGUCCAGUCUCACAGCCAGAAAUGCAACUCAGUCUAAUCACAGUGGAAUUGCAACCAGUCAGAAAAAGCCUACUAGACUUCCAGGACCCUCUCGGGUACCAGCCGCAGGCAGCAGCGGCAGCAAGGCCCAGGGAGCAUCCAAUCUAAACCGAAGGAGUCAGAGCUUCAACAGCAUUGACAAAAACAAGCCUCCAAAUUACUCAAAUGGAAACGAAAAAGAUUCCUCCAAAGGCCCUCCACUGUCUUCAGGUGUAAAUGGUAACCUGCAGCCUCCUGGCACCCCUGGGCAGCCCCCUGCCUCUGCCAUCCCAUCUCCCAGUACCAGCAAACCCUGGCGCAGCAAGUCUAUGAACGUCAAGCACAGCGCCACUUCCACCAUGCUGACUGUAAAGCAGUCGAGCCCAGCCACCUCUCCUACCCCAUCUUCUGACAGACUGAAGCCACCUGUCUCAGAAGGAGUCAAACCAGCGCCCUCGGGACAGAAAUCUAUGCUUGAAAAAUUCAAGCUGGUCAAUGCACGGACUGCUUUAAGGGCCCCGCAGUCUCCCAGUUCAGGACCCACCGAUGCUGGCAAGGAUGAUGAUGUCUUUUCUGAAUGUAGUGAGAUGGAAGGUUUUAAUAGUGGUCUGAACAGUGGGGGCUCAACAAGUAGCAGCCCCAAAGUGUCACCUAAAUUGGCUCCUCCAAAAGCUGGAAGCAAAGCCCUCAGCAAUAAAAAGUCUUUGCUACAGCCAAAGGAAAAAGAGGAAAAAAACAGGGACAAAAAUAAAAUUUGCACUGAUAAACCAGUUAAAGAAGAGAAGGAUCAGGUGACUGAGACAGCUCCAAAAAAAACCUCCAAAAUUGCCAGCUUGAUCCCAAAGGGCAGUAAGACCGCAGCAGCCAAGAAGGAAAGUUUAAUUCCAUCUUCUAGUGGGAUUCCAAAACCAGGCUCAAAGAUGCCCUCGGUAAAACAAACCAUUUCACCUGGAAGUUCAGCAAGCAAAGAGUCUGAAAAAUUCAGGACUACCAAGGGAAGUCCUUCCCAGUCCUUACCCAAGCCCAUAACCACCGAGAAAUCAAGCACAUCUGACUGCCCUGCCCCUUCGGAUGCGAGGGAAGCUGGCCACGCUUUGCCCUCUGGCCCCUGCACUAUGGGCAUGCAGGGCAGCACUCAGAGCGCAGGAAAUGGUGCCGUGCAGCUCCCUCAGCAGCAGCAGCAGCAGCACAGCCACCCGAACACGGCCACCGUGGCUCCGUUCAUUUACAGAGCACAUACAGAAAAUGAAGGGACCUCUUUACCAUCUGCAGACUCCUGUACCAGCCCCACGAAGAUGGACUCAUCAUACAGUAAGACUGCUAAGCAGUGCCUGGAGGAGAUAUCCGGUGAAGACCCAGAGACAAGAAGAAUGAGAACAGUUAAAAACAUAGCAGAUCUGAGGCAGAAUUUAGAGGAAACUAUGUCUAGUCUUCGUGGGACUCAGAUAAGCCACAGCACCCUGGAGACAACAUUUGACAGCACUGUGACGACCGAAGUGAAUGGAAGGAGCAUCCCCAACCUGACAGGUCGACCUACGCCCAUGACCUGGAGGCUCGGUCAGGCGAGUCCACGGCUGCAGGCCGGAGACGCGCCCUCCAUGGGCGCCGGUUACUCCCGCAGUGGGACCAGCCGGUUCAUCCACACCGACCCCUCUAGGUUCAUGUACACAACCCCUCUCCGCAGAGCCGCUGUCUCUCGGCUGGGAAACAUGUCACAGAUGGAUAUGAGUGAGAAAGCCAGCAGUGACCUGGACAUGUCUUCAGAGGUGGAUGUGGGUGGAUACAUGAGCGAUGGCGACAUUCUGGGGAAAAGCCUCCGGUCCGACGACAUCAACAGUGGGUACAUGACAGAUGGUGGGCUUAACCUGUACACAAGAAGUCUGAACCGGGUACCAGACACCCCAACUUCCAGGGAUGCUAUCCAAAGGGGUGCUCAUGAUGUGACAGUGGAUGCAGACAGCUGGGAUGACAGCAGCUCUGUGAGCAGUGGACUCAGUGACACCCUCGAUAACAUCAGCACUGAUGACCUGAACACCACAUCCUCAGUCAGCUCUUACUCCAACAUCACUGUGCCCUCCAGGAAGAGCACUCAGCCAAAGACAGAUUCAGAGAAACGUUCAACAGCAGAAGAGACCUGGGAUGGUCCCGAGGAGCUGAAAAAAACAGAAGAGGAUUUUGACAGCCAUGGUGAUGGUGGUAGCAAGUGGAAGAGUGGCUCCUCCGCCGGUGUCCCCGAGGAGUCAGAGAAGGCCGGGCAGAAAGCCUCCCUGGCUGUUUCGCAGACAGGCUCCUGGCGGAGAGGCGUGUCUGCCCAGGGCAACACUCCGGCCAGACAGAAAGCGGGAACCGGUGCGCUCAAGACCCCUGGGAAAACAGAUGACGCCAAAGCUUCAGAGAAAGGGAAAACUCCCCUGAAAGGAUCAUCUCUACAAAGAUCUCCUUCAGAUGCUGGAAAAAGCAGUGGGGAUGAGGGGAAAAAGCCCCCAUCAGGCAUUGGAAGGUCGACUGCCACCAGCUCUUUUGGAUUUAAGAAGCCGAGCGGAGUUGGGUCAUCUACAAUGAUCACUAGCAGUGGGGCAACCAUCACAAGUGGCUCAGCAACUCUGGGCAAAAUCCCCAAAUCUGCUGCCAUUGGCGGGAAGUCCAAUGCAGGGAGAAAAACCAGUCUAGAUGGGUCCCAGAACCAGGAUGAUGUUGUACUGCAUGUGAGCUCGAAGACAACCCUGCAGUACCGCAGCUUGCCCCGCCCAUCAAAGUCCAGCACUAGUGGCAUUCCCGGGAGAGGUGGCCACAGGUCCAGCACCAGCAGCAUUGACUCCAAUGUCAGCAGCAAGUCGGCUGGUGCCACCACCUCCAAGCUGAGAGAACCGACAAAGAUUGGGUCGGGGCGCUCCAGUCCUGUCACCGUGAACCAAACAGACAAAGAGAAGGAAAAAGUAGCAGUCUCUGAUUCCGAGAGUGUUUCUUUAUCAGGUUCCCCCAAGUCCAGCCCCACCUCUGCCAGUGCCUGUGGUACCCAAGGCCUGAGACAGCCAGGCUCCAAGUAUCCAGAUAUCGCCUCACCUACAUUCCGAAGGUUGUUUGGUGCCAAGGCAGGGGGCAAAUCUGCCUCUGCACCUAGUACUGAGGGGGUGAAAUCUUCCUCAGUAGUGCCCAGCCCUAGUACCACAUUAGCGCGGCAAGGCAGUCUGGAGUCACCGUCGUCGGGGACGGGCAGCAUGGGCAGUGCUGGUGGGCUGAGUGGCGGCAGCAGCCCUCUCUUCAAUAAACCCUCAGACCUAACGACAGAUGUUAUAAGCUUAAGUCACUCUUUGGCCUCCAGCCCAGCAUCGGUUCACUCUUUCACAUCAGGUGGUCUGGUGUGGGCUGCCAAUCUGAGCAGUUCCUCUGCCUCUGCCGGCAGCAAGGACACUCCGAGCUACCAGUCCAUGACUAGCCUCCAUACGAGCUCGGAGUCCAUUGACCUGCCCCUCAGCCAUCACGGCUCCUUGUCUGGACUGACCACAGGUGCUCACGAGGUGCAGAGCCUGCUCAUGAGAACGGGUAGUGUGAGAUCUACUCUCUCAGAAAGCAUGCAGCUUGACAGAAAUACACUCCCCAAAAAGGGACUAAGAUACACCCCGUCAUCUCGGCAGGCCAACCAAGAAGAGGGCAAAGAGUGGCUGCGUUCUCAUUCUACUGGAGGCCUGCAGGAUACCGGCAGCCAGUCGCCUCUGGUCUCUCCUUCUGCCAUGUCAUCUUCUACUACAGGAAAAUACCACUUUUCCAACUUGGUGAGUCCAACAAACCUGUCCCAGUUCAAUCUUCCCGGCCCCACCAUGAUGCGCUCCAACAGCAUCCCUGCCCAAGACUCUUCCUUUGAUCUCUAUGAUGAUGCACAGCUUUGUGGAAGUGCCACGUCUCUGGAGGAGAGACCCCGGGCCAUCAGUCACUCAGGCUCAUUCAGGGACAGCAUGGAAGAAGUUCAUGGCUCCUCGCUGUCCUUGGUGUCUAGCACUUCCUCGCUUUACUCCACAGCUGAAGAAAAGGCUCAUUCAGAGCAAAUCCAUAAGCUGAGGAGAGAACUGGUUGCAUCUCAAGAAAAAGUUGCUACUCUCACAUCUCAACUUUCAGCAAAUGCUCAUCUCGUAGCAGCUUUUGAAAAGAGUUUAGGAAAUAUGACUGGCCGAUUGCAGAGUCUAACGAUGACGGCAGAACAAAAGGAAUCAGAACUUAUAGAACUAAGAGAAACCAUUGAAAUGCUGAAGGCCCAGAAUUCUGCUGCCCAGGCUGCUAUUCAGGGAGCCCUGAACGGUCCAGACCACCCUCCCAAAGACCUCCGCAUCAGAAGACAGCAUUCUUCUGAAAGUGUUUCUAGUAUCAACAGUGCCACCAGCCAUUCCAGUAUUGGCAGUGGUAACGAUGCUGACUCGAAGAAGAAGAAAAAGAAAAACUGGGUGAACUCUAGAGGAAGUGAGCUAAGAAGCUCUUUCAAGCAAGCCUUCGGAAAGAAGAAGUCCACCAAGCCACCUUCUUCACAUUCAGACAUUGAAGAGCUUACUGAUUCGUCCCUUCCUGCGUCCCCCAAGCUGCCCCAUAAUGCCAGUACCUGCGGCUCCACAUCCAUGAAGCCCUCUCAUUCUGCUUCAGCGUCACCCCUUGUUUGGCCACCAAAGAAACGGCAAAAUGGCCCUGUGAUCUACAAGCACAGAUCCCGGAUCUGCGAAUGCACAGAGGCUGAAGCAGAGAUAAUUCUGCAGCUGAAAAGUGAGCUCCGAGAAAAGGAAUUAAAAUUAACAGACAUCCGCCUGGAGGCCCUCAGCUCCGCUCAUCACCUGGAUCAGAUCCGUGAAGCCAUGAACCGGAUGCAGAAUGAAAUUGAGAUUCUGAAGGCUGAAAACGACCGGUUAAAGGCUGAGACCGGAAACGCGGCUAAGCCCGCGCGGCCGCCCUCGGAGUCCGCCAGCAGCACCUCGUCCUCCUCCUCACGCCAGUCGCUGGGGCUGUCGCUCAACAACCUGAACGUCGCUGAGUCGGUGACCGCAGAUAUUUUACUGGAUGAUGCUGGAGAUACAUCUGGACAUAAAGACGGUCGCAGUGUGAAAAUUAUAGUCUCCAUAAGCAAGGGCUAUGGCCGGGCAAAGGAUCAGAAGUCUCAGGCAUAUUUGAUUGGCUCCAUUGGUGUUAGUGGAAAAACCAAGUGGGAUGUCUUAGAUGGCGUAAUUAGACGACUGUUUAAGGAAUAUGUGUUCCGUAUUGAUUCAACUUCUAGCCUUGGUCUGAGCUCUGACUGCAUUGCCAGUUAUUGUAUAGGAGAUUUAAUUAGAUCCCCUAACUUAGAAGUGCCUGAACUGCUGCCUUGUGGAUACCUUGUUGGGGACAACAACACCAUCACUGUGAACCUAAAAGGGGUAGAAGAAAACAGUUUGGAUAGUUUUGUUUUUGACACACUGAUUCCUAAACCAAUUACCCAAAGGUACUUUAACUUGUUGAUGGAACAUCACAGAAUUAUACUCUCAGGACCGAGUGGGACUGGAAAGACCUAUUUAGCAAACAAACUUGCUGAAUAUGUUAUAGCCAAAUCUGGGAGGAAGGAAACAGAGGAUGCUAUCGCCACUUUUAAUGUGGACCACAAGUCAAGUAAGGAAUUACAGCAGUACCUGGCUAACUUGGCUGAGCAGUGCAGCGCUGAUAACAAUGGUGUUGAGCUUCCCGUUGUAAUAAUCCUUGAUAAUCUUCAUCAUGUGGGAUCUUUGAGUGAUAUCUUCAAUGGUUUUCUCAAUUGUAAAUACAAUAAAUGUCCUUACAUCAUUGGAACAAUGAAUCAGGGAGUUUCUUCCUCACCAAAUCUAGAACUGCAUCACAACUUCAGGUGGGUGUUAUGUGCAAAUCACACUGAACCGGUGAAAGGCUUUUUAGGUAGAUACCUUCGAAGGAAACUGAUAGAGUUGGAAAUUGAAAGGAAUAUACGCAAUAAUGACUUAGUCAAAAUUAUAGAUUGGAUUCCUAAGACGUGGCAUCAUCUCAAUAGUUUUUUGGAAACACACAGUUCUUCUGAUGUUACCAUUGGUCCUCGACUUUUCCUUCCCUGUCCCAUGGAUGUAGAAGGCUCCAGAGUUUGGUUCAUGGAUCUCUGGAAUUACUCUUUGGUACCUUAUAUUCUGGAGGCAGUAAGAGAAGGCCUUCAGAUGUAUGGGAAGCGCACGCCAUGGGAAGAUCCCUCUAAGUGGGUUCUUGACACUUACCCAUGGAGCGCAGCAGCUCUGCCACAGGAGGGCGGAGCGUUACUGCAGCUGCGACCAGAGGAUGUCGGGUAUGAGGGCUGCACAUCCACGAAAGAAGCCACGACCUCAAAGCACAUUCCACAGACUGACACAGAAGGGGACCCCCUGAUGAAUAUGCUAAUGAAACUUCAAGAAGCAGCCAAUUACUCCGGCACACAAAGCUGCGACAGCGAUAGCACCAGCCACCAUGAAGACAUUUUGGAUUCGUCUCUUGAAUCGACCCUCUAGAGGGUGAAAACAGCUAGGGGAAAAGAUGCUUUUAAAAAUGGUUUCUUUUGAAAGGUAUUUUCACUACACCACUGCCAGUAUGAAAGCACCCUGUCCAAGGCCCUGACCCAGAGUUGUGGUCUCCAAGAAGGCAGCAGAACCAAGUGGGAACUGCCAGGAUGCUAAAGCAAAAUGGGCGCUUAACUUUAUUUUAUUUCUAGGCAUUUUUAUAUCCACAGAAUAACAGAAGGCUCCAUCACUCAACUAACUGGAAAGGACCCUAGUGGUGGGCCACUGAAUAGAUUGCACAAGGGAUAGCCAAACUGGACUUUAUUUUCUUGGUUUUAAAAAGUUUACAAUGCAGACCUUUUUUUUAUUAUUAUUAUUUACUUUUUGUCCCUUUCUUUUGAUUCCUCUUCGGGGGUUUCUCCCCAGGCAGGGCCCAUUCCUCUGAUCUGUCCAACCUCCUUUGUGCCACAUGGUGCUGGUCACAGGGCUCCAGUAGUGUUUGUGUUGUGCACUCACCCAUUCCAGAAUGAAGUCAAGAGGCCCGUCCUCCACAAGCACAAGCAGAGUUGUGCAACAACCAGGAAAGCUGCUGUGGCCCCCUGGAGAAGUGCCAAUGAAAUUCCGACUGCCAUAUUCUCAUGAUGUGCUCCACCAACUUUUCAGUGUACGAGUCACAGGUUUUAUAAGGUUGUUUUUACCACAGUGGUCUUUUUAAACCACCUGCCCACUUCCUUAACAAGAGUUUUAUACCAAUUCUAGGUCAACACUGACAAAAGGCUUUUUAGGGCUUUAUUUGUUUGAGCCUUUUCAGUGAACGAAGGAACAUUUCCUAUGGUGCUGUCUCACUGCCUUAAAACACAUUUCUACAACAGUGUAACAGUUGGUUUAAAUCCUAAACCAUUGGUAAUUUCCACUGUCUUUUCAUUUAGAACCGAGCAAUGCCAGUUAACACAGUAGCUUCAUCUCGAUAUCAUUCAUUUUUCUUCUUUUAAGAAAUGGAUAGGAGAAAGAUCAGUAUUUUGGCCUUGUGAGUAGGUUGCUUUGCCUAUCCUCCAAACUAUUCCAGUAACCUAGAAACCCUCUUUGACCAUCACUUACGAGCAGAAAUAUGUGGCUAAAUUCUAAGUUCUAAGUGAAGAGUUCCAGAAGGUGGGAGAUUUUGAAUUCUGGUCCAGCAGGGCUGGAAGCACUAGAUAUAGCAUGAGCACAACUAUUUGGCUUUCCUUCCCUGUUCUUUGGUUUUUUUUUUUUUUUCAUUCAUUUUGAUGCAUGUUGUUUUGAUUGCUAUUGCUGUACAUGAGAAAUUCAGCAUUAAAGAACAUUGAAGCAGUAAAGUCACUGUGGAAGAGGAAGCGUAUAUACUGUAAAGGAAGGUUAGAUUUGCACAGUCUACUGGGUAGGUAUUGUAAAUAAUACUUUUUCAAACUUGCACAAAUUGAAACAAACACAAACAAAAAUUGUAUUUUAUCCUGUUGGUGUUAAGAAGUGUUUCACUUGCUGAGAUUUCCUGUACGUUGCAAACAAAUACAGAAUGCAAACCCUCAAAACUGUUAUUAUCUGUUGUAUUUGUCCUGUAUUUCCAGUUGUUAUGACUAUGCAGGAGCUAUCAGUGCUAGAGUGAGCAUGUUUCGAUACUGUACAUGAAGCCAAUACAUUUUUGGAUAAGUGAAACUGUCUGAGAGUACAUCCGUUGUGGCAGGCUUUAAAAAGAGUGCAUGCAAACUGAUCGGCCAGUGGAGAAGCUACCACCACACACAGAGCACAGGAUUUCAGUUUAUAACACCCAAGGGCUAGGCCACGGUGUAGACUUGUUCUAUGCAUGUGCAAAUGUGUGACUUCUAGGACGUGUCAUUGGUGCUACCCUCUGUGACCACCCGUGGGUCAGUUGCUUUAGAACAAUAACAGCACCAUGAGACAUCGGUGCAGUUUUUGGAGUGUCACUAAAUGUAUCGGUCCUUUCACGGUGCUAUUGCCCCGAGGGAAAUCUGAACUGAAUAUAUGCUCAUAGAAUUAUCACCCUGACUUUGAAGCCUAAAACAUGGUUCAAAUCUGUUGUGCGACAUCAAUAUGUAUAGCUGGAUAAGUGACUAGUUGCCCUUGUAUAAUAUGUGAUCGAAGAAAACUGCUAAUCUUUCCCUGCCAUUUUGAGAAACACAGUCCAGACAUGAGCAUAAACAGAAUAUCCUGCAAUACAUCCCAGUAGGUCCACCUAGUUUACAACUUAAACUAGUUUGUGAAGCAUUUGUCUGUAUACAUUUUAUAUUUUGUACAUUUUUGAUGUAACAUAUCAUGUAAAUAGGCAGAAACAGUGAAAUAAAUCAUCUGAAAAGUUUUGUAGUCUUUGUAAAGCCCUGACAAUAAGUACUUGGUGUCAAUGGACUCAACUGGAUGAUGUAUUUUCUAUUGGUUUAUUGUUCCUCUAGCUUGUAAACCAGCUUGCAUAUAUUUUUUUGCAAAUGUGCACCCUGUAUCUGUCUAAAUUAUUACUUUACCAUUAAAGUGGAAUUAU
This is a messenger RNA of Octodon degus (degu), 9670 nucleotides long. RefSeq names its product neuron navigator 3 (gene Nav3). The transcript is spliced from 40 exons. Gene Ontology annotation, molecular function: protein binding; ATP binding; ATP hydrolysis activity. The coding region runs from base 1 to 7173 and encodes 2390 amino acids. The record is from RefSeq and is a predicted model, not a curated record. Gene Ontology annotation, biological process: nervous system development; neurogenesis. Lineage: Eukaryota; Metazoa; Chordata; Mammalia; Rodentia; Octodontidae.